CAAUCGAUGGCCAAAUUCAAAAUCCUUCAGACUGUUGUGUUUGUCUCGGUACAUCACAACAUGUUUUUACCUUUUGGGACACACUAAAACUUUCGGAAUACAUUGUAAGGAGACGAAAAUUGUCCGACGCGAUUCGGAACCGAGGCGCGUUUGCGGAAGAGGAGCUACAAAACCGACGCGUCAUCGUUUCGAAGAAGCGGAAGCCUUGUCCGUUAAGUCAAAUACGCUCGUUGCGGGACGUUCAGAACCCCCUGUCGCGCGUUCGAUCCCUGGAUUCAAACUCGAGGUGUUGGAGCAAAAGCGGCUCGUCCCCGCGCAACAGGAGACAUCAAGUACACGCGAAAAACCCGGACGUAGCCGUUCGGAGGAAGAGCCCGAUUAGCAGGAGGGAAGUCCCCAAGUCGCUGGAAUCCCUGUUCAAUUUGCACAAGCCUAUUGAGUUGUGUAUCGAGGAUUUUCAAUUCUGCCAUCCGCCCGUGGAGGAGAAGUCGGAAGAUUCGGAUUCGGAGUUUCGGUCUGGGAAGCCCGAAGAUUUUAUCGAUAAAUUACAGCCGGUUUUCUUGGAAGAAAGUAUCGUACUGCAGGAAAGCGACGUAGAAGGGUCGUUAAAUGAAGAAAUAAAUCGAAAAUAUCAAAGUUUCGAGAAGAUCGAGGAUAUCCCUAUCUUGUCAGAAAUCGACGAUCUUUCGAGUAGAAUGGCUGACGAAAAGGAAGACGCUCCCGUAGCAGCCGAGGGCGAACAGGAAAACGAACCUCAAGAGAUAGUCGAAGAAGCAGAGCAAGUUCAAGUUUCCGACGAGCCCGCAAAAGAAGCUGAAAACCAGGGCGACGAAGCCCAAACCGCUGAGGCGCGAGAUGUGGCCGAUGACGGCAAAACGCUGGCGACUGAGAAAUCUGAAGAGACUGCAACGGCGAAGGAUCUAUCCGCGAGAGGAGAUAAGUCGUCGAUUUACGCACCCGAGUAUCAGUUGCCUCCAGGUUUGGGCGAAGGGAUUCCUGUCGGACCUGGCCAAAAUCGGGAAUCGAUAAUGAGCUCGGUACCUGUCACGGAAUCGGCUGUAAUGCAACAAAUGUUCAAAGCUGACGAGAGAGCGAAAAUCGUUCGCGCGGAAAUACAAGAGUUAAAGGCUUCCAUAAACGAACUGACGAACAAAGAUGAGCUUUCGGAAGAGGAUACGAUUAUCCUGAGAGACAAGCAAACGGAGGUGAUGCGCAAAGUUGGCGAACUAAAUGACAUCACACGUAAACUGCAACGGAUCAUCGGUCUCGUCGACCCGUCGACCCCCACAUUCGCAAAGAUGUUCGAGCUUCUACCGUAUCCGCACACAAGGGGUACGGAGGAUGAGAAGGAAAAAUCAUGCGAAAAUCUUGUAGAAGGAAUAAAAGAGUGCGAAAGGUUCGCCUUUCCUCAGAUAGAGUACCCAGAGGACAAAUUACCGCGAGUCAUAGUUUGCGGAAACACAGAAGACAACAUACCAAAAAUAGUAGUUCCUGAUAGUAGGCCGAGGAGCCGAGGCAACAAAUGCAUCGAGAAACUGACGGGAAGACUCUCGGAAUCGUUGUGCUUGCAGGACAAACUUGCUAAAGAAAACGCUGAGCUAGAAGGCGGCAAAUACGCAUUGGAGCGCGAGCUCCUCGAGAAGGACAAUGCGGUCGAGUGCCUGGAGCGCAAGGUCCGCGGCUUGCAGGACGAGAUGCGCUUUGUGGUAAAGGAAAACUGCGAGCUCAACCGCAAGCUCGUCUGUCUGCAGCAGCAGCAGCAACAGCAGCAGCAGAGCUGCAGCUCACCCUGUUCGGUACCGUCGCCGCGAUUGUCGCCGAAAUCAGAGAGCAGGUGCCGAUCGCCCAGAAUUUCACCUCAACCACCAACGGCAGUACUCGAUCUGUCUUGCAAGUGCAGCGCGAGAGAACAAAGCAGGGAGCAAACUGCUCAGCCACCCGUCGAAGCGUCGAACGCGUGUAGAAAUCACAGCCCGAUCUCGCGCCGAGAUCCUCGAGCUUACAACUCGCCACGUCUAGCAGGUGGUGCUUCACGAGGAGACGACGGAUUUACGCACUAUCAACAAAAUCGUCAAGAGAUGCAGGCUCACAAUAGUUACCGAAACGGUAUCUCCAGUAAUAAUGGCUGUGCAAAGUCCCCAGCGAUGAUAAGUCAAGGACCUGCGCGAGGAGGUGCCGUUUGCCCGGCCGAGAUCGACGAGCGGCUCGCUGCCUAUGGAAAUAAUACCAAGUAUUUGGUAGAGCAACUGUCAUGCGUCGAAAACGAGGUGAGAACACUUCAAGCAGACCUCAUGAACGUGCAACACGAGAGGCAGCAGCUUGAGCAGCAGCGUAAGCUCCUUGAGUGUGCCAAUCCAUGCGCCACUUGUGUAUGCUGUCCUGAGCCGCCGAAAUCGUUAAAUCUACCUCCCAAGAAUAAACAAGAAUUUCUUUCUUGCUCGCCCUGCGAUGUCACGCCGGAGGCGAACGCUUGCGCGGCCCAACAGUUACGCGAUCUGCGCGAGCAAUAUGCCCGUCUUCAAGACGACUAUAAAGAUAAGCUGUGCGAAGUAUCGCGGCAGCGCGCGGAUGCCGAAGCUUUGAAACGAGAGGCUCGCGAGGCCAGGGAAGAGCGAGAGCGCAUGGAAAUUAAGCUGAUCGACGCCCAAGAACGCUCGCGUGCCAUCGAGGCUGAGCGCAACGAGUUGCUCGGUACGAAAGAGCAGUUGAUUGAACAGGAGCAAGCGUUGCUAGUGGCGAGACAACGUUUCCGUGAGGCCCAGGAUGAACUCGAGGAAUUGCGCACGAUGAUUCGGGAUCAGGCUGCUCAACUCGACGACUACAGAAAUAAAUACCUGCAGGCGCAGCAACAGGUGGAAGAGCAACGGCGGCAGUUGGACCUUAUGGAGAUGGACAAUGCUAGGAUGAACGAAAAUGUUGCGCUGGAAAUCGGCAGAGUUAAGAAUCAAUUUCAAGAGAAAUUAGCGGAAAUAGCUCCGCUUCCGGAUAUUUUAAAGCAAACACAGAUGAAACUGCAAGAGACGCAGCAACAACGAAUGUUAGCCGAACAUAACUGCGAAGACUUAUCGCGAGAGCUUUUGGCGGCCAAGGAUAAGAUCGACUCCAUGCAGAAUCAGAUAAACGACCUACAGCGGGAGAUUCAAAAUCUACAAGAUGAGAAAAACGACGGCGGAAGCAGAAUAGAAGAUCUAGAGAAAAAGAAUGGUGAACUGAGGAAUGAAAACGAGCGCCUAAAAAAUGCCAUUGCUCGAUUUGAGGAGCAGCAAGCAGUGAUGCAGAAGCGUAUCGACGAAAAACAACACGAAGUGACACAGCUUACUGCUAUGCUCGAACAGGUGCGAGAAGACUCGGCAAGACAAGUGUCGAGAACGAAAGAGAGAUGUGAGGCCAUUAAGCGAAGCAUGCAGGCGCAAAUUAGCGACUUUGAGAUACAAUUAGCCCAAUGUCGAGCUGCAGCAAAAACCGCACAAAAAGAAAGAGACGAAAUAAGGCAAAAAAUGCAAGGCCAAAUCGGAAAUUUGAGCGAAGCUUUGCAACAGGCCCAAGGAAGAAUCAAAUCCUUGCAAGGGCACGUGGAAUACUUAAAAGUAUCUUACAGCAACGUUUUUGGCAAUCAAGUUCCAGGAGAAUCCACGACGCUAGUUCCUCAAACGGAAUCGCUCACUGGGGGUCAAGGCUACGACUCAUGCGACUGUAAUCACUGAAGGCUGAACUGUAAUUCAAAAUCUAAUUGUUCUUUUUGUCUUCGAGAGACUCCGUACAAA
Messenger RNA from Nasonia vitripennis (jewel wasp), 3764 nucleotides. RefSeq names its product centrosome-associated protein CEP250. Lineage: Eukaryota; Metazoa; Arthropoda; Insecta; Hymenoptera; Pteromalidae. The transcript has 20 exons. The coding region runs from base 696 to 3704 and encodes 1002 amino acids. Gene Ontology annotation, biological process: regulation of cilium assembly. The record is from RefSeq and is a predicted model, not a curated record. Gene Ontology annotation, cellular component: centrosome.